AUGAAUUCUUCACAGCCCCAGAGGAUGGCGCCCAUCCAGCGCCUUCCCUUCGAGCUCAAGGCGCAGAUCGCUCGUGAGCUGAGCGACUUCGACCUGUACGACCAACGCAACUAUCAGAUCGACCCCUAUGGCCACAGCUUCUUCAACGGACACACGUAUGAGUGGCAGCCGUUACAGAAAGCAGGCGACAAGCCCCAGCUGAGUUUUCAGCCAGUUUACGACGAUCUGCGUGCGCUUUCCCUCGUUUCGAAAGACUUCCGUGACCCGGCGCAGCGCGCCCUCUUUGCCGUGGUCAUUGUUGGGGACCCCACGGCAUACUUCAAGCUCUUCCGAACUCUGCUCGAAUCUCCCCAAGUCAGAUCCUACAUACGGUGUCUCUUGGCCAUUUCAGUUCGAAAUCCUGACGCAGAGAAGCGACGUUCUGAGAUAGAAACGUCCCGCUGGGCUGCUUUCGUCGACAUAUUCGGCGACCUUGUUGUCUUUGGCCGGCAUAAUACUCACGACCUUCGGAACCACCGUUACUUUUACGGACUCAGGUACCGGUUAUACCCACGCGGCCUUCCUGUGGUCUUAUCAUCGGACCGCAUAGCAUCAUACGAGCUUGAAAGCCGGAAGUUUUGCCAACUAGUCACCGAGGUUUUGCAUAGCAUUCUUCAGCUAUGCCAGUCGCUAAGAGCGUUUCAUUUACACUGCAGUAAUGGGUCUUGGGGGCAACAAGAAGAUCCAUGUACAUUCUGGCCUGUGGGUAGGAGAUGUUACUCGUGGACAAAAGCGCUCGAAAGCGACCCUUUCCUCAACACUCUAACAAUUGACAUUCGUGUUUUCGAAGCUUUUUAUGGGUCCAUGAUCAUGGCCAAUGAUAGAUUUCCACCGAACAUUGAACAUCUCACUAUUGUUGGCUCAAUAACCCAUGAAUUCCGCAACAACAUGCUGGGUAUGCGCCAUGUCUGCGGUUGGCUCAGCGCCUUUACCAGGCUGAAAACGCUCCGAAUUUGGUACGGGAUUCGUACUGCUGCUCGCUCAACAGUCCAUAACUGGAAUAACCUUCUUCUCAAGUUGAAAGCUACCCUGGAGCAGCUUGUGCUGGAUGGUGCUGGGACGCUGCUCCACUUGCGUGCCAAUAACAUCCUUGGCCCCCGGGUACUCCAGCAACAGCGGCUGUUUGGUCCAAGCCUUAUGCUAUCAUGCUUGCCGGAGAUGGAAAAGCUCAGAUACUUGAGUGUUCCGAUACAUUAUCUCAGAAGAUGCCCGGACGGUAUGGAGCCACUUGAGUUUUUGAGCAUGCCUAACGAAGGCCAAGAUGUUCGCCAGUUUGUGGAAGCAGAUGUAAAGUUUCCGAAGUCACUCGAGAGGGCUGAAGUUAUGAUGGUUCAGCAAGUGGAGGAUAAUAGAGUCACAAAGGUCAAGGCGCUGAAAAUCGAUCUGGGUAAGGACGGCCACACAACUGGACAAAUAGUAUGA
Messenger RNA from Neurospora crassa OR74A, 1461 nucleotides. RefSeq lists its product as hypothetical. The record is from RefSeq and is a predicted model, not a curated record. Lineage: Eukaryota; Fungi; Ascomycota; Sordariomycetes; Sordariales; Sordariaceae. The transcript has a single exon. Bases 1 to 1461 code for a protein of 486 amino acids.